UUUGGCUUCCAGAAUACAGUCGCCAACCAGUCGUGACAAACACAGAGAUGGCGUCGCUUCUGCAGCCAGACAGAGUUGUCUAUCUGGUUCGUGGAGAGAAAAAGAUCCGGGCUCCUCUAUCCCAGCUGUAUUAUUGUCGUUAUUGCAGUGAGCUACGAUCCCUAGAAUGUGUAUCUCACGAGGUGGACUCCCAUUAUUGCCCAAGCUGCUUGGAAAACAUGCCAUCUGCAGAAGCUAAACUAAAAAAGAACAGGUGUGCCAACUGUUUUGAUUGUCCAUGUUGCAUGCACACCCUGUCGACUCGGGCCACCAACAUCCCGGCUCCUCUUCCCGAUGACCCCACCAAGACUGCUAUGAAAAAGGCGUACUACCUGGCCUGUGGCUUCUGCCGCUGGACCUCCAGGGAUGUAGGAAUGGCUGACAAGUCAGUGGCCAGCGGUGGGUGGCAGGAGCCUGAGAACUGUCAUAAUCAACGGAUCAACAAGCUGAUGGAGUAUUACCAGCAGCUGGCUCACAGAGAGAAGCAGGAGCGAGACAGGAAGAAGCUGGCCAGGAGACGACAGUGCACGCCUCUAGCUUUCUCGCAACACACUAUUCAUGUGGUGGAAAAGUAUGGCCUUGGAACACGACUGCAGCGGCAGAGGCCUGGAAUGUCCAUUUCCACUCUGGCGGGGCUUUCCCUGAAAGAGGGGGAGGACCAGCGGGAGAUCACCAUUGAGCCUGCUCAGGCACUUGAUGAGGUAGAGCCUCUGCCUGAAGAUUGCUACACGAGGCCCGUCAGCUUGCCAGAGGUGACCCGGCUGCGCCAGCGCCUCCUGCAGCCUGACUUCCAGCCCGCAGGAGCCUCGCAGCUGCACCCGCGGCACAAACACCUCCUAAUGAAGCGCUCGCUGCGCUGCAGGAAAUGCGAGCACAAUCUCAGCAAGCCGGAAUUCAAUCCAACUUCAAUCAAGUUUAAAAUUCAACUGGUGGCUGUGAGUUACAUCCCCGAAGUUCGAAUUAUGUCCAUUCCCAAUCUGCGCUACAUGAAGGAGAGCCAAGUGCUGCUGACUUUGACCAACCCAGUGGAGAACGUCACCCACGUCACGCUGGUUUCUUGUGAUGAGGAAGAUCCUGAUGACAUCCACAGCACUGCGGAGGUCAUCGUGCCGCGCAAGGAGCUGGUGUUGGCAGGAAAGGAUGCUGCCGCUGAGUAUGAUGAAUUGGCCGAACCUCAAGACUUCCAGGAUGACCCGGAUGUUGUUGCCUUCAGGAAAUCCAACAAGAUUGGUUUCUUCAUCAAAGUGAUCCCCCGCAAAGAGGACGACGCUGAUGUCACUGCUUCAUUUAAGAUCCGACACGACUUCCGGGACCUCGCCGCUCCCGUCAGGGCGAGCGAGGAGGGUGCCGACGACACCGCCAAGACAAUUUGGUUGACGCACCACAUCGAGCUGAGGCUGGGGCCACUUGUCCCCUGAAUGCCUACAAACAGGGUUGCCUUCCAAAACUAAUAUUUCAAACUAUUUCUUAUUGCGCUUAAUGAGGGUUGCAAAUAAAUUUCUGGUCAGUUUCCAUCGGUUGAUUUGGAAUUAUGGAAUAGACUUUACAAAUAAUGAAUGAGAAUUGACUUUCCACUUCAGUUGAGCGGCCGCCUAUCUGAAGCUUGCGUGUAACUAAAAUUUUUGGUCACAACAAAGCAAAAACAAAAAAAAACAACAACCCCCCCACCCCCCCAAAAAAAUUAAAAUCCCACCAAACGACAGCGCACAAUUUAUACUAAAUUUGGUCUUCAUGGUGUUAUAUUUGCAUUAUGGUCAAAUAAUGUAUAUUUUCCCAACUACAGUACAUUUAAAUCCCAUGCAAAGAAUCAACCUAUAACUUGCUGAAAUCCCAUUUAUUCCAAUAAAUUCCCACAGAAAGUCUCCAACUUUGAAAAUUCACGGAAGUUUUUAAACCCACCGUUGACUCAAUUUUGGUUUAUUUUGCAAUUUUGGCCUUUGUUGCAUUAUCAGCUGCAGUUAAGCUUACAUUACUAGAUGAGUACAAAUUGAUUAAAGCAUCAUGUCCAGCUUGACUUCACAACUAGUCCUGGACUAUAAAAUGUCAGUAUAAUUGAAGACUCGUAGUUGAUUGUGCCCUCUUUGCUCCUUUCCCCUUGAGCAGAAGAAGAGAUUGAAUCCGAACAAUCCAUAACACUGCUCUCUUACACAAACACACACAUGCGCGUGCCUGUAACUUCCUCAGACACUCACGUUGCACUACCCUGCAUGGAUCAUCUAUAAUAAAUAUUACAACUGUCAUUGCACAUAUGCUGCUGUACUCUGCUUUGUUCUUUGGCAAAUAGAGAGCCAACUGUUGACACUACAAAAAACUCUGUACUUGACAGUACGGCUUGUCUUUUGGAGCUAUGUUUUUUGAUUUGUCUUAGUGUUGUAAGCUGCUGUCACUUUCGGUUCCAAUCUGUACCCUUGGUAAAAUGAAGCGUAAAAAUAAACGACUUAUUCUGUAUUGCCUAAUAAAAUAACAUCCUGCAAGAAA
Hippocampus zosterae (dwarf seahorse) is the source of this 2517-nucleotide messenger RNA. It is a transcript of the gene dctn4, whose product is annotated as dynactin 4. The coding region runs from base 48 to 1457 and encodes 469 amino acids. The transcript has 14 exons. The record is from RefSeq and is a predicted model, not a curated record. Lineage: Eukaryota; Metazoa; Chordata; Actinopteri; Syngnathiformes; Syngnathidae. Gene Ontology annotation, cellular component: dynactin complex.